AUUUUUGACUAAACCAGAGAAUAUAUAAAACAAAAAAAAAGAAUGACCGGAGGUCACGUGAAAUGCAGCAAGAUCCGUCACAUUGUGAGUCUCAAGCAAAUGCUCCGACGAUGGCGAAACAAAGCACGGUUAUCCUCAGUCAGCCGUUGUGUACCGUCCGAUGUUCCAUCUGGACACGUGGCGGUAUGCGUUGGUAGCAGUUGCAGGAGAUUCGUGGUGCGCGCGUCGUACCUGAACCAUCCGAUACUCAGUAAUAUUCUUGUAGAAGCCGAGGAAGAGUACGGUUUCGAGAACCAGGGACCGUUGGUUAUCCCUUGCGAAGAAUCGGUUUUUGAGGAAGCGAUCCGGUUUAUUUCCCGGUCUGAUUCUUCAAGGUCAAGCCGGUUUACUUGUCCUGACGAUCUUCAGAAAUGCCACGGAGGGAUUAAAAGCAUGAUGAUUGAAUCUAGGCCGUUGCUUCACGGCGUCGUUGAGAAAGUCGUAUGGUGAAGAGUGUUGUUGGUUCGUACGAUUUUUGAUCCGGUUUGAUCGUCAUUGAGUCAGCUGAGUUACUACCGGUUUGGGUGGUGUUGAUUUUAACCGGUUCACGGUUAAAUAUUUUAGGUUUUACUAAAUAUUUAAUUAUAUUGCGGGCUGGUGGCGAUGUUGCGGGUAGAGAAGGAGAUGGCGGUUUAAGAGGUGGGUGAGUCGUUCCACCGUGUCAUCCCGGGUUCGAAGCUGAGUUCAAGACUGUAAAAUGUAAAUAAGACAAAUGAACAUUUUGUUAUCUGAUUUGAAUAUUUGUCAGCUUUCUAUUUAAUUAAGUAAUUUUCUUACAAUCGAAUUUUGUGCUAAUUACUUCAAAAUUCACUAUAUUUCUUGAAAUAAC
Molecule: messenger RNA, 868 nt
Organism: Eruca vesicaria subsp. sativa (arugula)
Lineage: Eukaryota; Viridiplantae; Streptophyta; Magnoliopsida; Brassicales; Brassicaceae
Source: the annotation of a GenBank genome assembly